Messenger RNA from Archocentrus centrarchus (flier cichlid), 1558 nucleotides. Its product is annotated as interferon-inducible GTPase 5-like. The record is from RefSeq and is a predicted model, not a curated record. The annotation marks the transcript as partial. Gene Ontology annotation, molecular function: GTP binding. Lineage: Eukaryota; Metazoa; Chordata; Actinopteri; Cichliformes; Cichlidae. The transcript has 3 exons. Gene Ontology annotation, cellular component: membrane.
UUAUGGGAUCUGCCUGGAAUUGGCACCACCACGUUUCCAGCUGACAAGUAUCUAGAGCAUGUUGGGUUUGAAAAGUUUGACUUCUUCAUCAUCAUCUCAGACACUCGCUUCAGGGAAAACGAUGUUAAACUUGCUCGGGAGAUUCAGAGAAUGAAGAAAACGUUCUACUUUGUUCGCUCAAAGAUUGACAACGAUAUACGUUCUGAGCAAAAAAAGAGAGAAUUCAGUGCAGAGGACACUCUAACCACAAUCAGAAACAGCUGCACUGAAGGGCUUCAAAAUGAAGAUAUAGAGUCUCCCCAAGUUUUCCUGGUCUCUGCCUUUGAGCCCCACCUGUAUGAUUUCAGUAAUUUAGGGGAGACUCUUGAAAAGCAACUUCCUGCACACAAGAGACACACUCUGCUGUUGGCCAUGCCCGUCAUCAACCUGGAGAUCGUCAACAAGAAGAAGGAGGUUUUUCAGGGCAUUAUAAAAUAUCAUGCUGCUCUGUCUGUUCUUUUGUCAUCUUCUGUUGUUUUGGACAAGCUCAUCACAGAGUACCAAGCUGGGUUUGGUCUUGACUGUGAGUCACUGCAGAAACUUGCAGAUAGGACAGGAAUGACUUUGACUGAUCUAAAAGCUGUCAUAAAAUCUCCCCUCACUGAUAACGAAAGAGUCAAAGCUCUUUUUACGGAUAUUUUAUCAUUAUCAGCACGUGCAGCUUCUGGAGCUGUAGACGGUGAAGAGUUGAAUUUCUUUUCAGCCUUAGGGAUUUUAGGAACAACAGCACUGUCCUGCUGGUCAACCUACAAUAGUAUAAACCGUUUGUUGGAUAUGUUUGCUGAUGAUGCACACAGGGUUUUCACAAAGAUGUUAGAUCAUGUGACAGCUAUGCCUUGAUGGGAUGAGAUGACUCAGAGGAAAUUAAACUUGAAGAAUCGACAGGUGGGUACUCUGAAAAUAAAUCUCUUAUUGAGCACAGGCUAAGCUUUGAAUACAAAUGAUUUAGAGUUUGUACAAAAUCAAAAUUUAUGAGUAAUCAUAAAUACAGAACACUUUGGUUAACAACUGAUAACAAAACAGUGACGUCAUAUUUUUCCAUUGUUUUCAGAUUACCUCAUAUUCAUAUGGUUUUAUAAUUUUGUGCAAUUGUGUCUAUUUUAUGGUUGCUCCGUGUAGAUUGUAAUGCUAAUGGAAAUCAUUACAUGUUACAUAUUAAAUUUGGAUAUACAAUAUGACUUAUACUUGUAACCUAUACUAGUAACUAAGUACUUAAUAAUGUUUACAUUUUUACUAAUAAUAUAUAGAAAUAUUUAUGCAUGUGUUAUAGUCAUAUGCACACUGACUAAAGAAUUAAAGGACAAGUCUGUGCAGGAAGAAGGUAAAUGCCAGAGAAUAUUUUGUGAAAGGGGAUGAAUACUCAUUCCAAAUGUUUAAAAUGUCACACCACUAAUGUGUUUGCAAUCAGGCUUGUACAUAUGGUUGGGUGUUCUGAUUAUUGGGGGAUGGUCACCAUAACUGAGUAUUAUGGUCAUAUGUGUUAUUAAACUGUGCGUAACAUAGAAAAACUACAGAAUCA